Molecule: messenger RNA, 11919 nt
Organism: Cotesia glomerata
Lineage: Eukaryota; Metazoa; Arthropoda; Insecta; Hymenoptera; Braconidae
Gene: nocte
Product: protein PRRC2C-like
Exons: 14
Coding region: 555-8945 (2796 amino acids)
Biological process (GO): cell differentiation
Source: RefSeq, a predicted model, not a curated record
AAUAAAUAAUUGUAAAAUAAUAAGUAUUAUAAAAAUCUAAAUAACAAAUAAAAUAAAAUAAUCGGCGUGGUUAGUGACAAGAGUCAGUGAGCGGAGUCUUGUAGUACCGAUAAAAGUGACAUCUCACGACAAAGUUAAUAAUUUAAAACGCAUGACGUAAUUGUAUUGAUCGCAGGAGAAGAGAGAACAGAAGAGAGAAGAGAGCCAGCCACAGCCGAAAGUCGUAAAGUUUGCUGGUGGAGUCCGUGUCCGAGUCGCGCAUUCGCCAUCUUGGACGAAUUGUGAGUAGAGAAGAAGAACAAGUACCCAACUAACACCGUGUAGAAAUCUAUUAUAAUAAUCAUAUAUCCCCCAAGAGGAAAGAGUUUGUGUGUUAGUCGCCCACAAAACGCUUUUUAAACAAUUAUCAAAACUUUAAUCCGUGGCGAUCGGUUGUUAAAUUUAUUAUUAUUGGGAUUUAAAUCCGUUUGUGAACUGAUACCCAUUUGGACGGACCAAGACAAAGGGUUCGUUCGUUGGGUCUGAGUGGUACUAAAUGGUUGCCUGCAGACAGCAUGUCUACUCUGUCGGGGAUCGUGUCGAAGGGGGAGAAAGGAAAAUCAAAGUUUCAAUCACUAGAUAUCAAUAGUUUAUACCGGGUGAGCAGGGGAGAAUCAUUGGAACAACACCAACAAAAAAGCACAUUACCACGCAAACAUGGAAUGCAGAGUUUGGGAAAGGUGCCUUCGGCACGGCGUCCACCGGCUAAUUUGCCUAGUUUAAAAAGUGAAUACAGCAGCAGUGAUCCAGCUGUAAGUCUAGUACCUAGUGGCGGAAGCGGUUGGGCAACUACUAAGGAACAAUCACCUAAUACUAAUACUACUACAACUACCAACGCAACAGCUGCUCCGUUAUCUGACACUACCACUAACUCAUCGUCACAAUGUGUGCCUGCGACAACUUCAGUCCAAUCACCAACAGUGGGAACAGCAGCACCACCGUCAUCACAGCAACAGCAGCCGCAAUCACUGCCAAGUCAACAGCAGCAGCAGCAACAAAAUACCCAGAGCCAGUCUCAACAUUCCUCCGAGCUAACAGCCAACAAAUCAUCAUGGAGUGCAAUUAUGAGCAGACCCGGGGAUGCCGGUACACCCGCCGUGUCAGCUGCGGUUGGUUACGCGGGACUCGUGGGGGGCGGGAGACCGGGAAGAGGUGCCCUAGGACUGAGUUUCCUCGCCCAUCAGUCCCCGCAGUUCCAACACGAGUUCCCCAGUCUCAGCGGACAGCCCUCCGUCUCAGUACCGACCAACAACACCAACCAACAGACUACUACUCAACAGUCGACCUCCUCGACAGCUUCAAAUGUCAUCUCGGUCAAUGCCCAGCAUCAAUCGUUGCUACCGCAACAGCAGUAUCCCCACAACCACUCAGGUGCACCAGGACAGCAACAGUCACAACAAAACCGGGAAUUGAAUGCACAGUAUGGACCUGGACCGAGCCUGCGACCACAAACAGAAGGGAGUUGGAUACAAGGUGGAAGUCGCACACCAGGAGCAGGAGUUGGUACAGGUGGUGGGAGUACUCAGGUGGGCCAGGGCCCCCCAGUAGGCUUAUCCGGUACGCCAGGACACUCAGAAGGAUUAGGUGGCGGACGUCCGAGCUUGGGACAAUCGCCUGUCAUGGGUUCGGUCCCGGCAGGCCAACCGAAUCAAGGCGUCGCAGUGUCCUCGAGUGUAAACCCAACAGCAGCAGCUCCUGGUCCAAAUAUACAUCACUAUCGUGGACUUAUUCCCCCAUUUAUGUACAAUCGAGGAAACUUUCCAGCCAGUGGUGGUUUUCCUCCACAAAUACCGUCGAAUAUGAGCGGUGGCGGCGGAGGAGGCGGUGGCCCCCGUCCACGGUUCAAUCCAAAUGACCGUUUUCCUUCAUCACGUGCCCCGCAGGAGCGUGAGCGUCCCCCGGUCGAAGAGGAGGUUAUUACACGUCCUAUUAUUAAGGAGGAAGAUUUGACUCGUAUGGAUGACAUUUCACACGACCCGGGUUGGGCUGCGCACGAUGAUAUUGAUUAUAAUCAGAAGCUGGCGUUCAGUGACGACGAAAACGAGCCUGAUGCUAAUAAUUCACACGGUACUUCGAGUUAUAAUACUACAAAUGCUAAUUCUGUUGUCAAGAAAGAUGAAAAGGUGGAACAGCCACCGCUCAAGGAUGAUAAAGUGUCCCCAGACACGUCGCUCGAUGAUAAAGAAAGACUUAGAGACAAUGAGUCGCCUCGAGACCCCAAUGACACUCGUGGUGACUUAUCUUCAGCGCACGGCAAUCGCCCGUGGUACCAAGACAGAAUGGGUCCCAGCUCAGGUGGAUCUGGUGGUUCUGCGGGGCCGCAGCGCGAUUAUCGUGCCACCAAUGGACCCCCGAUAAGAGACAAUUACAACCAAUCAUCCCAACCGCCAAUGAGGCCCGCUCAUUCCCUUCGCGGAGUCGAGGAGGAAGAAAUAUGGAAUCAGCGUCGACGUGAGCACGGUGAAAUAGUCGCUUCGGCGGUCGUUCGUGCUCGUCAGCGCAAAGAAGAGGAAGAAAAACGCUUUCAGGAGUCAAAACAGGCAGCAGCUAAAAAAUUACAGGAUUUAGAACAAAAAAUGAAGAAAAAAAUGGCGAAAAAAGAAGACGAUGUGAUUUCUAUUCCCGAAACUAAAGGAUUGAUUAAUAUUCCGCCAGUGCCUAUUCCAGUGCCUGAGUGGGAGCGCGAGCGCGAGAACCGCGAGCGUGAAAGCCGCGACCGCGAACGUUCGCGCACUUCUUCCGAGGGUAAAGAUGAAAUUAAACCGGCGCGAGAGUCACGUGAUCGCGAUUUGAUACGUGACAACAGAGAAAGAGACAGUAGAGAUUUAAGAGAGCCAGCUGGUGAUUUCCAGCCAAACCGUUCCAAUUUUAUGAGACCACAGCAAGAUCUUACACGCGCUGAAAGAGAACGCGAUCGCGAUCAGCGUGAAAACCGCGACCGCGACCAGCCGGCAUUCUCAAGACAGUUUCAGAGUAAUUUGCCGCCACGUUUCCAGAAGCAGCAAGCCGAGAGAAGUGGCGGGGGAUACAACCGCGUCUCACCGAGCGCUGAGAGAACAACUUCUCAGCCGAAUGUCCCCUUUUCGCAGCAAUACGACCCCGCGAGGUGGUCUUCUCACAGCUCUUCGAGCUCCGCCGGCGUUAAGCAGACCCACUCGAUGCCUCUGCCACAGCGCCGUCGUACUGAUUCAGAUAUUACCAAUCCUCUUGAUGAUGAUCCACGUCCGCCGUCUCGCGAUCACGGAAACCGAUCAAGGGACGACAGAUUCCGGCCGGUUAUUCACCAUAUUUUUGAUUCCCGAGAUUCCCGCAAGUCUGGCUACCACGAUGACUACAACAGAGGCUACAAGGAGGACUAUGCGCGAGACCACGAUGACUGUCACCUGGGUCGCGAGUCCUGGGAGAGAGACCGUGACCGUAUUUACGACGAAAAGGACAGAGAUUCGCACUCACGCAGCUCCAGAGACUCAAGAGAGUUCAAAGAUACUCGAGACUCAAGAGAGUUCAAAGAUACUCGAGACUUCCGCGAUAGAGACACCAGAGACAACCGCGAGCCUCGGGACAGUCAUGGAGACUCCCGGAUUUCAAGAGACAGUCGCGAAAGCAGAGAUAAGGAUUACGAUUCUAAUUGCUAUAUUAAACAGUCGAGUCAGCAAGACGCUAUGGAUGAUCGUGAGUUGCAGCGUGAGCGCUCCGAAAGCGGUGACUGGGCUGCAGACAAUCGUCGUGAUGAACGAGGCCUCUCUGCUGACGAUAAUCGUCGCGAGCCUUUAAAUAUUUCCCGUGAAGAUCGUAUUGACAGGAAUGAACGACCUCAGCGCCCGGAUUCUCGCGAUUCACGCGCCUCACGUGAAUCUAAAACUUCUCUUCGGGAAGAUGAUUUUCACAAGUCACGUGACUCAUCUUCUUGGGUCCACGAUUUGAACGAGUACGAGGACAAAAAGCGCGAGCUCUACCGCGAUGAUCACCACCGAGAGCGUGAACGAGACAGAAGACAGCCACCUGGACCUAUCACACGUGAAAAACUUCAAGCUGACGAGUUGAAAAGUGAAAAACGAAAUCUCACUCAAUUAAAGCGCGGUGGAAGCUCCAAUGCUGGCAAUGUUGGAGGUAAUGUCGCGGUUGAUGCUGAAAAGAAGGAGAACAGUAAUAAAGAUAGUACAUCGGACGUGAAAAAAGAGCCAGAGGUUUGGAACAGAAAAUUAGAGCGUACUCCCGAGACGACGCGUUCCACUGCCGUUGAUAGAACUGAUAAUUCCCCCAAGGCUUGGGCCGACGCCGUGUCCCCGACUUUUGAGAAGAAUGAAGAGAAAUUAACGUCCCAGGAGCAAACUGCUAAGGAUGUGAAGGACAUAAUAAGAGAAUUGAAAGCCAGCAUGGAGAAGUUGAGCGUUGAAAAACGCGAAGAGUCACAUGGUGAAGAAAUUAAGGACGAUUCUAAAGACGAGAAGCGUGACAAGAAUGUAAGAAAUCGUACCAACAGCGGUAGCUUCCGAGGACGUGAACCCUCUUCACGCGGUGGGCGUACUUGGGGCGGUGCUUACAAUGUUUAUACACGUGGAUGGCGCGGAUCAGAGACACGUGGUCGCCGUGGAGGUGGCUCUCGAUCGAUGGGCCGUCCUGGUUCUGCGAAAAGUGGAUCGUACGGUCACACGGACUCUGAAAUAAGCGGGGAUGAAAUUUCUGGAUCCACUGAGUCGGGAAAGGACGAGCGAAGGUCAGCUGUUUCGCCUAAACCUGUGGCCCAGAAGAAUGAUAAAGAUGAGCGUAAUCGGGAGGUGUCAAGACGGGACGAGAAACGGAGCAAUGAGUAUCCACCUAGUCGCGGUGACAAGCGAGGAGGGUUUGAUGGUAGACCGAGUCGAGAAGGUUUUGCGCCCUCAGGUGAGCCCUCGAGACGUGGCCGCGGUGGGUUUCGAUCCCGAGGGGCCACUUCGGGAGGCAGGAUGGAGGGCUACGGGCCACCACCCAGCAAAAGUCCGUUUUCUACUGAAAGAGUAAAUGUUGACGAUAAAAAUGUCUUGCAGAGUUCUCCCUCAACGGCGAUUGAAGUUGAGGGCAAUCAGCCGUCAGCUGUUGAUCAGUCUGUCGAUGAUAAGAUGAUCGCUAAACAGCAAGCGUUGACUGCGGGAAUCACUGGCAGGCGCAACAAGUCGCCUAAUGUUCCGGGGAAUCAGGGACAAAAGCAUGAACCGGUUCACGGAAAUGUGGGUCAUCCCGCUGGCUUGCAGAAGAACCAGUCGAAGAAGGAAGAUGCGAGAGCCAAGAGACCUCGCAGUGGCAGUCGUCGUGGUCGUGACAAUCGUGAGCGACGUGGAAAUCCACUAAAGUCGAAUUCUGCUGACGUGGGAAACGAGGAGUGGGAAACUACCUCGGAGAAUAGCGAGGAACACAUUGAUGAGCACAAGGAUUCUAGAAAUGCUCAUAAUAAACAUCGUGGAGCUGGAAAUCAAGCUGGGAGUAAUGUCCAGAAUAAUCGCAGGCAUGAACAAAUAGGUAACAAUCGUGAUCAACAAAAGUCCAAGUCAAAUGUCAAUUCUAGGGCUCCUGGUGCUGAGAAACGCAAUGGCCAGAAUCUGGCUUUUAAUCAGCGAAAUCAUUCCGGUAUGCUGCCGCCUCAAGGUGGAGGUACGCAGACGCAAAAUGGGCGUCCUAGAAGCCAGGGCUCUGCUAAUAGUGGACCGAUUAAUGAGAAAGGGAAUAAAGAGACCACCAUCAACCGUGUCGAUGAGAUCAAGCUCAGCGAUCCCAAUUUGGUGGACCAGGUCAUGAAGGACAUGAGUAAAAAAUCACAGAGUGUACAGAGUGCACAGAGUCGGGAUAAAAAGUCCGUCGAUUCUGAGGUUGAGGCUAAUAAUUAUUCAACUGGCGGCGAUGAUGGCACCAGUGCAGAAGACAAGGUCGACGCUGAUGGAUUCCAAGAGGUGCGCUCGAAAAAGAAUCUCAAGGACUCGAGGCUCAAGGAAGAGCCCAAGCCGCCUCGUCGGGAAAAAGACAAGGAACGCGAACGCGAUAGGUCUAAAUCCAAGUUAAAUGGUCCUCAGCCUCCUACACCCCAGCAAAUUCAAAACAUACCACCGCUGCUGGGUCAACCGAUUCCUCAGCCGGCAAAUAUGCCCAAGUCCUUUGACAGAAAUCCUAAUCGCAAUAAACUUGCGCCCAGAUUCCAGAAACAGAAGUUGGCUAAGCAACAGCAGCAGCACUUGAAUUCCGAUGGCAGUACUGAUUCGAAUAAGGUUAACGCUAAUUCUAAUUAUAUUAAAGACUCUUCUGGGAACGGAGGCAAUGCCGGAGGUAAUGCAGGAAGUGGUCCAGCUCCACCGCCGUCUGUAAACGCCUGGGAUAAACCGUUUACGAGUCAAUUGAGAUCAAACUCCCCGAACUCAAAUAUCCCGGCUGAUAUUCAAUUAAUGUCGGGGUUAACUGGCUCUGAUCAUUCGCACGAAGCUAACGAGCAGGCGGCCUCGGCAGGUAGCAGUCAGCGCAACUCUCCCAGUGGAGAAAAAAUAAUAAAACCUAGCAAAGAGUCUGCAGUUGACAAAAAUGUCUCAGACGCUUCGUCGCCGCCUGUUCAGACUUUGAUAUUUGAAAAUACUAAUUAUUCUAAGACGACUAAGACUGGUCCUGAAAUGGCGAUUAAAUCUAAAUUUUCAAAUCACAUGAAGCCAGCGCAGCGCGUUGACAAACGCGAUAUCGAUGAGGAUCCCAAUCUCCAGCAACAGCAGCAACCACUCUCAGUUGCGUUCUCCAACAAACCGGCUAAUGAGUUGAUCAAAGACAAGGCUCAGGACCCGAUUCAGAUGCCACUGUCCUUCAACAAGAGCGAAGACAGCGCUGAUAUGAAGCUUGAUUUUACCUUUGAUGCUGACUUGUCCCAAUUAACCGAGGAGAAGAGCAAAUCUCUGGGCAUGCCGAGGUCCAUGCACAUGACGGGUGCUCAGAGUACCAUUUCUCCUUCUACAGCUGAACUUAAUUUGAAAAUCGCAUCGGUUAAAAAGGUCUGGGAAAAUGCUUCGAUGCCGACUGUCGUCGAACACGAAGACGGAAACGUUGUGUCCACGGCUAACAGCUUUCCACAGAGCUUCGAGACCGCGGAUGUUGAUGACAGCUAUCCCCAUCCUCAGUACAGCCAGAACAACAUGAAAAAUGAAAUCACGACUUCUACUAAUGUAUGCAAGCUGGUUCCCCCGCAGGUGAAGCCGCAGCAGCAAUCCUCCGGGAGUGGCGGCGCGCAAACAGGCUCCACUGUACCUGGUCCCAGUCCCAUUGGCCCUGGUCAGAGUCCCAUCGGACAUCCACCAGCCAGUCUUCAAGGUCCUCUGAGUCCUCCUCCAUUCAAUUCUACUGGACAACCCUCUCAUAUCAAUUAUCAGGAAUUCCCACAGUAUCCAGGAUCACAGGCAGCGCAAUACGGUAGCAUGUCUGCUAUUCCAUCGCCCCCAGCAGUUCUAUUUAACACUGGCUCUGGUCAAUUGCCAGCCCAAGCCGGUGGUCUCUACGGUGCAUUCCAGUUGGAUCAGAGUCGUUCACCAUUCACUCAGUAUCCACCUUAUGGUCCCUCUCUGCAAAGUUCGUUCAAUCAGCAGAAUGUGUACUUACAGCAGCCGCCGCCCCCACCUCACGCUCCAAACGCAGCGACACCUGAUAUGUAUCAGAAUAAUUUGUCGCAAUAUCGAAUUCCCGCAGCUGCGGCCCCGCCGUUUGGACAAAAUCAACAAUUGAGCAAUAAUCCUAACACUGUUUUGAUAAGUUCGUCAUCCAAUUCCCUGAUGUCGGCUAGUGUCAAGCCUUCUUCUCAGUCUAUUGGUGCUAUUGGUACCAAGGCACCACAUUUCCAGGCACAAUCUGCUCAACCCAAUCAAUUGGCGUAUAUACCGUAUGAUCCAAAUCAAGUACUAGGAGUAAGUGGGAAUUACAUGGGAAAUUCGCAAUUAGUUCAGAGACCUGGUCCUAAUGUUCAACAGACAGCUAACAGUUACUAUAGCGCAACAUCUGCUGAUGUAUUUCCGGGAUCACAAACUGGAUUUUACCAACCUGGUGGUACACAGCAAACGGGAACACACUACGGUCUUCAGGGGUUUGGUCAACAUAGUCAGAGUUUAGCAACCGGUAAUGCAACUCCCGUAAAUCUACAGAGUUUUAGCUCUCAAUUUCUUUCUGGCUCGGGACUGCAAAUAGCCGCAGCUGCUGCUGCUCAACAGUAUCGUAAUCCCACUGGUGGAUUACAAGGCCCGGCAAAUGCAGCGGCAACUUUUCUUAGCAAACACCAACAACAAGAACAACCGAGGCAACUAAAAAGCCCGUCGGGAAAUCAACAAGAUGUUUUGGCAUCAGUUUUUAAUUCUACUCCACAAAUACCAUCACCGAAAUCAAGAAAUUGUAAACAAUCACAAUCUCAACAACCACAACCAAGUCCAACUCAGCAUCAUAAAUAUCAACCGUACCAGGGCGUCGGUCAGUCUGCUCUGGUAAGCAGCUACAAUAACUAUGUAAUCCAACAAAAUGUCCGUGGAAUGGGUAUGCCUCCACGUGCUGGUAUUCAGCCGUCUCAACAACGUUACCCCCCACCAAUUCAGCGACCAGUGGUACCAUUUCCACCAGGUCCCAAUCCCAAUAACCCCAAUCAGCAACAACAAAACUGUAUACCAGCUCAACAAAAUCAAGUAAACCGACACAGGCCAAACUUACACCAACAACAACAACGUAAUAUGAAAUUGCAGCAGCAAUAUUAUUCGGGGCAAGGUCAGUUUCGAAAUGGCAACAAAAUGGAUCCGAGCGACAAAGCAGACUCUCACAAUGACAAAAUAGUCGACGGCAAUGCCGGUGGCCAGGGUACUGGCAAUAAAUCAAAUGUAUCUCAACAAGACGGCGACGUUAAGGAAGAAGUUAACCAACAGAACGAGUAAAAUAUAAUCAAGAGAUAAAAAUAAAAAACUCUUACUAUUUAAAGUAUCAUUAGAUAACUCGAGGAUUACACUACACUUGAAUAUUAAAUUAUCAAAUGGCUAAAAAUAAUAAUUAAUACCUCACUGAGGAUUUAUUGAUAAUUAUGGGGAAAAAAAAAAAAAAAAAAAAAAAAAAAAAAAUUAAUAAUUAAUCAACACAAUUAUCGACACACAUAUAGUGGACACGUAUAUUUAAUCAAUUAUGGAUUGCACUGCUGAUAAGAACGUGCAAACACUAUCUUAUUAACUAUCGUAGUCGAUUAGUUCGAUGCAUCAUGGAUAAACAAAUAUUUAUAAAGAAAAAAAAAAUCUAUAAAAUAAAAUAAAAUACAUCAAAAAAAAAAAAAAAAAAACCUUAAACAGCAGUUAUGAAGAUAAACAAAAAAUAAAGAAGCCAGACCGCAGGACGUGUAUGCAUACUUUGCCUUCGUAGCUUAGCGUGAAAAUUGCUCUACCCAUUGUUCUUACUCAGAAAAAUAAACAAAUACUUUACCGAGAGUGCUUAACAGCAACAACUUUAACAACAAGAAUAAUAAAGAAUUUUAUUUAAUCGUUGGAGAUUCCUACGAUUAUUUUUUCUUUGUGAAUUUUUCCGGACUUUAUACACAUAUAUUAAUUAAUAUUAUUAUACUUGAUACAUGAUAUAAAAAAAAAAAAAAAAAAAAGCUGAAACCACCAACGUGAUCUUUCAUACGGAAUCAGAUGUCUUGACUCUUACGGCACUUGUGAAGAUGAACCCUGCGUUAAUAGUCAAAGCUUGUGUUUUGUAUGAAUAUAAAGUUAUGAAAAAAAAAAAAAUAAAUAAAAAAAAAAAAUGGACUGUCUCGUUGAGCGGGCAAGUGAAUUUUAAAAAGAGUGUUUUGGAUUGUAAAAUGUAUGACGACUGACUUAACAAAGGCUGAUACUGAGUUGUGCGGUGGUUUAAUUAAAAUUCCAUCGUCUCUUGGUAGUCCGUCUUUUCCGUGGAGGAAUCACAUUUUAUACAACAACUAAUAAAUUGAAAUAUUUAAAUAAAAAAUCCGCUUAUGCAACGUGAGGGAUUUAGUGCAUUUGUUUUAAUUAUAACUAUUAAUUAAUAUUAUUAUUAUUAUUAUUAUUGAUUAAAUGUAUUGCACCGUACUUCCUCACAAUUGAGCAAUCGUUUAAGUAACAUGUGCUACCGUAUAAAAAAAAAAUAAAAUAAUCCACGAAUAAGUCAGGAGACAAUAUUGUAUAUUUUCCUGCUUUACAUUGCAGAGCAUUGAUUAUAAAUAUUGAUUGAUGCUGAUUAAAUAAAUUUAAAAAAUAAAUAACACAAGAAUUAAUUAAUUUAUAAAGGCUAGUAUUUACAAAAAAAAAAAUAAAACUGUUGCUAGUUUUUAUUAAAAGCGUUCUGCGGUCCAUUCGUGUUUAUAUUAUUAAUAAAUAAAUUAAUUAAAUCAUUGACGUGAAAAUAUAUUAUUUUAUCUCUCUUAGAUCUCAAGCAAGCGGCCAGGGAACUAAGGAACGAACAUUGAUAUAUAAAUUCAUUUAAUCUACUGCCAGUCGUACGUCGACAUUAAAUUAAACCAUUAUUAUUAACAACAAAUAAAUUUUUUUCACGUCUAUAAUUUGGGUCGGGUCGCGAUAAAAUAUGUCGCUGUGUCUAGUGGUUGAUACUAAUCGAGAAAUGUCUAAUGAGGUGUAAUUAUUAAUUUUUAAAAAAUAAUUAAUGAAUAUAUAAAGAAUUAUUAUUAAGCAAUGGCGUUUGAAAUUAUAUAACAGGUAUAGGUCGCCUAAGAUUUAGAUGAGUGGUAAAUAAUUAUAAAUAUUAAUAAUAAUAAUAAUAAUAAUAAUAAUAAAUGUGUAAUUAAUAAUUAAAGUCUCUGUCACACUGUCCUUUUCUGCAAUUACACGAUAAAGUGCAACGGUAAUUAAACUAAAAAGAGUAAUAAAUACUAUACGCGAAUUUAUGUAAAUUGAUAAUUAAAAAUAUUUUUUUUUUUUGUGUACCUAGUUAAAAGUUAAAUUUUAAAUAAUGAAACAUAUGUGGUACAAUAAAUAAUUAAAAAAUAAUAAAAUGAAUUAUUUAAAAGCGGAUAAUGAAGGUACGAGUGCCUUCAAAAAUGUGCUGCCGCACAAAUAAAGCAAAGCCACUUAUUACCGGCGUGUUUUUUUUUUUAUUUUAAAUUUACAAUAAAUUUAGGGAAUGAAUUUAUUAUUCGCGAAUUAGUUAAAAUAAUAAUAAUAAUUAUAAUAAUAAUGAUAAUUAUAAUUACAAUUACAAUAUUAAAAGUAAUAACAACUUUACACCUCCUUUUUCACUUACAUUGAUUACUUUUACACUAUCCGUUUAUUAAUUUUAUUACUAUUAAAAUUAUAUUGAUAAUUAUAAUUAUAAUUAAUAAAAUAAAGAAGGAAUAAAUUAAGAGGGGACUAUUAAUAACAUGUACCUCGGGAUAUUUGUUUGUUUUGAAUGCGAGCGAGCAAGAGUUGUAUGAAAAAAAAAAUUUAAUUUGUUUUUUUGUAAUUUUUUUUUUUUUUUAAGUCUUAGGUAAUUUAUAUAAGAAUCGAUAAAAAUAUAAACCGAUAAAAUGAAUAAUAAAGUCUGUUCAAUCACGUCUGCCGCUUGUAUGAAAUAAAUUUUAAAAAAUGUGUAUCGGACUUGGCUGUUGGCUUGAAGGUCUACUGAGUUUAAAUAAACGCAGUGCGUUUUUUUAAAAUAAUUACUUUUGCGGAUUAAUUAUUAAUUAUAUUAAAGAAAAAUAAUAAAUUAAAAGAAAUAUUAAUAUGACUGACAAUAUGCGUGUAGAUAUAUGUUUUAAUUUUUGACAGAAUUAAUUAUUAGUAUUUAGAUGGUGAAUAAAAUAAACUAAGUUGGUAUUAUUAAUUAAAUAAUUAAAGGUAAUUAAUUAAUUGGGAUAGAUCCUUCGAGCUGAUGCUGAGUCUGUGAAUUAAUCUGUAGUUGACCAGAAAA